CUCUCUCUCUCUCUCUCUCUCUCUCUCUCUCUACUCUCCUCCCUCCCUCCUCUCUCUCUCUCUCUCUCUCUCUUCCUCUUUAACACUAUUGGACUCCAAGAUUCCCUCUUUGGCUUCUGCUUGCUACAAAUAUGAGAAUGCUCCUCGACGUUUCUUGCAACUUCUUCUACCACCCUUCUGAUUUUGUGCAUCCCAAGUUUGUGUUGAUUUGAUCUCAAGCCUUCCCUUACACAAAACUUGAGCUUGAAAAAGUGGGGUUUUAAAAGUUCUUAUAGGGCCCUCUUAACACACCCCCAAGAAUCAAGCUUGAUUUGUGUUGUAUAGCAAUUACUACCUACACAAAGGGAAUCUAGAAUUGCAGGAGUAGAAUUCUCAAUGGGAGAAGCCCCAGCAUUCUUUGGUGAUGAGCUUCAGAAGGGAUAUGCAAGUGGGUUUGAUCUGAAGUCCAAAGGCGGUGAAACAUCCGUUGUCGUGGGCAACAGAACUUAUGUGAUUGGUGGAGCCUGUGAGGAAUCAGCAUUAUCAAUUGGAGUUCGGAUUUUUGACCAAACUAGUGGUGAAUGGAUUAUUCCUACCGUGUUGGGGACGCAACCCAAACCAGGUAAAGGCCAUUCUGCAGUGCUCAUGAAUGGGGAUCGAAUAUUGAUUAUUAGGAGUGGUUCAAAAUCAGAUGAUUUUGCCUGGUUUCUUGAGGUGGACACACAAUAUGUUAGGCAGCAGAAGAAAAUUUUAGGCACUGAGGUUGUUGCUUGGAGUAAGGGUGUGAGAGGUAGUGCUGAGAAACCUGUUGUUAUUAGUGGUCCUUCUGGGGUAGGUAAGGGGACACUAAUAUCAAUGCUCAUGAAAGAAUAUCCAUCUUUGUUUGGAUUCUCUGUGAGCCACACGACUCGUGCUCCAAGAGCUAUGGAGAAGGAUGGGGUUCAUUAUCAUUUCAUCGAGCGAAGUGCAAUGGAGAAAGAGAUAGAAGAUGGGAAGUUCCUUGAGUUUGCUAAUGUGCAUGGAAAUCUCUAUGGAACUAGUGUCGAAGCAGUAGAAGCAGUAGCAGAUGCUGGAAAGAUAUGCAUUCUUGACAUUGACGUCCAAGGGGCAAGAUCAGUGAGGGCUAGUUCACUUGAAGCCCUCUUUAUCUUUGUGCGUCCUCCCUCGAUGGAGGAGCUUGAGAAGCGCCUUCGUGCAAGGGGAACCGAGACAGAGGAACAGGUCCUGAAGAGACUUCGAAAUGCCAAGGCAGAGAUUGAGCAGGGGCAAUCAUCAGGCAUCUUUGAUCAUAUGGUGUAUAAUGAUAAUCUUGAAGAUUGUUACAAGAGUCUUAAGAAACUUUUGGGGCUGGAUGGAAGUGUGGCUGCUCCUAAAUCACCAUCUAAAGUGGUUGAUCUGUUUAUCGACCAUGCCGUGUCCAAGAUUGACAACAAGAUUAUCAUAAACUCCAGAAACCCAGAACUGGAAAAGUCAUCGACCAACAUGAUUGUGCUUGAUGUGUCAUCUCUCAAAGGAGGAGCACCUGGACGGACAAGAGGACUAAACAUCUACACAAUGGACUCAUUUUUGGAUGAUCGAGUUACUAGUAGUGUCUCUUUUGGCGGCAAAAUGGAGAUUUAACAAAGAGCAACUACGAACCUGAGUCACUUUUUUUGCUUCUAAUCUUGUAUAUUAGUCUCUAGAUUUGGCUGGUCUACUUGUUGCUUUGCCC
Messenger RNA from Fragaria vesca subsp. vesca, 1690 nucleotides. RefSeq lists its product as uncharacterized. The transcript has 12 exons. The record is from RefSeq and is a predicted model, not a curated record. Gene Ontology annotation, cellular component: cytosol. Lineage: Eukaryota; Viridiplantae; Streptophyta; Magnoliopsida; Rosales; Rosaceae. The coding region runs from base 376 to 1599 and encodes 407 amino acids. Gene Ontology annotation, biological process: purine nucleotide metabolic process. Gene Ontology annotation, molecular function: protein binding; GMP kinase activity.